Cylindrotheca closterium is the source of this 1005-nucleotide messenger RNA. Lineage: Eukaryota; Bacillariophyta; Bacillariophyceae; Bacillariales; Bacillariaceae. The record is from the annotation of a GenBank genome assembly.
AUGUGCAUUGCACCCCACCGUCGCCCCGCAACUUCCAGCCUCGGACCAGCAGCAAGUCUUCAGAGUCAAUUGGCUGUCAAGGCUGACUUUACGGUCGCACAAAAUAAGAACCUUUCCGCGGCAUAUCCAAAGGCUGCUGCUCCUUCUUCUCAACGAAGAAAGGCAAGCCGAUCUGAAAGACACCACAUCACUGUGCAACAUAAUUACCAUGACCAUUCCAAAGAUGUCUGCUGCGAAAGCAGACGCCUUCCCGCUCGAGGAGGCGUGGUCACUCCCUUUCCACUCAAGCUCCACUCCAUGCUCGAAGCAGUUCAGAGCGAAGGACUCGAGCACAUUGUCUCGUGGCAACCACACGGGCGAUGCUUUGUGGUCCACGAUGCCAAGAAGUUUGUUGCCAUCCUGGAACAGCAUUUCAAGAUUUCCAAGGUCUCUUCCUUUCAACGCCAACUGAACUUGUAUGGCUUCCAACGUCUUACCAAGGGCCAAGAUAAGGGAGGAUACUACCAUGAACUAUUCCUUCGUGGAAAGAUCUUUCUUUCUCAAAACAUUCAACGAAUCAAGGUCAAGGGAACCAAGAUUCGCGCACGAUCCAACCCAGAUCAAGAACCCAACUUUUAUUCCAUGCCAUGGGUCAUGGAUGGAUCCGAGGAUAAGAACGAAACAGUCAACCAUGACUAUUUCACUUCUCCAAUGAUCUCCUCAUCUACCAUCGUCUCCCCUCCUGCAUCUGUGAGCUCCGACGAGCAACCCAUGCAGGAUGCCUUGGAUUCGCUCAUUGACAUUUCUCCUGAGCUUUGGGAGGUUCUUCCAGAAGGAACUCCAUUGGAAAAGGUCUCAACUUGCUUCUGGGACGAUAAUACUGCUGAUCCUCUAUCUGUUUCGGGAGAUGAUGCUGUUGAAGCCUUUUUGGAAGAUUUCGACUUUCCUUCUGAUGCUGAAGCCUUCAAGAACAUUGAAGACGACAAUGUCUUUGGCGAGCUGUUGGAGCAAAUGAUUGCUUCUUGA